Messenger RNA from Filobasidium floriforme, 2261 nucleotides. RefSeq lists its product as uncharacterized. The record is from RefSeq and is a predicted model, not a curated record. The transcript is spliced from 9 exons. The coding region runs from base 152 to 2011 and encodes 619 amino acids. Gene Ontology annotation, biological process: phospholipid biosynthetic process. NCBI's taxonomy places the organism in Eukaryota, Fungi, Basidiomycota, Tremellomycetes, Filobasidiales, Filobasidiaceae. Gene Ontology annotation, cellular component: endoplasmic reticulum membrane. Gene Ontology annotation, molecular function: glycerone-phosphate O-acyltransferase activity; glycerol-3-phosphate O-acyltransferase activity.
AGCCUGUAGCCUGCUCCUCCCUGCCAGCCUCAUUCAUCUGUCGACAACGACCGAGCCUUAUCAACGGUUCUUCGAAGCAUUGCUAUCUGGAUCAUCGCCUCGGAACAACUUUGAAUCGGUCAACCUCGUCAACAUCCCAGCCUCGAGCACAAUGGCUUCAGGAUUCGGGUAUACCCACUAUACGAUUCGGGCGCUGGCCAACAACUGCCUGACGAGCUUUUUCCGGGAGAUCACCGUCUUGGGUAGUGAGAAUGUUCCUCGGGAUGGUCCCAUCAUCUUGGCUUGUUCCCACACCAACAUGGCUGUCGACCCGGCCGUGUUGAGCUGCACGAUGCCGCACGACCAUCCCCUUCACUACUGGGUCAAGGACGCCCUCUUCGCGAACCCUCUGGCCGGGGCGAUCAUGCGUGCUGCAGGCAACAUUCCGGUGGACAGGAAGAACAAGAACAACCAGAGCUUGUUUGCCGGUAGCUUCGAAGCCAUGGUGAGGGGAGAAUGCAUCGCCGUCUUUCCCGAAGGGACCUCGCACACCUCGCCCCAGCUCUUGCCCUUUAAAGACGGCAUCUCGUGGUUGGCGCUGGAGUACCUCAAGUACCUUUAUGAAAUGCCCGACGGAGUACCUAAAAAGAAUGCCAGGAAGGCCGUCAUCGUUCCCGUUGGGUUGAGCUAUCUGGAUAAGAGCAAGUAUAGGAGCCGGAUCGUGGUCACGUACGGCGAACCGAUCAGGAUGGAAGGAUACGAAGAGGACUUCUUGAGUAAAGAAGAGGGAUCAUCUCGGUCGGCGGUCAAACGGAUGACAAGAAAGCUCGAGCUGGAGAUGAUGAAGCUCACGAUCAAUGCGCCCGACUGGGAUGCAGUGAUUGCCGCCAAGAUGGCGAGGGAGCUGCUGUUCGAGCGGAAGCACUCAUUGGCACCGGAGAACUUUGUUGACGUUUCUCAAACCCUGGUCGACCUGUUCACACAACCAUUCCCCUCGCCCGAGGUCGAAAAAGUCAAGACAAUCCUUACCGAAUACAACAACCUCCUCUUGACCGCCAAGUUGACCAAUCAGACGCUGUCUGAUCUGCCGGUACCGACCGAUCUGGACCCUUCCAAACCGAUCCCUCUGCCGAGUCGAUUCUCCACCCUCAUCCUCCUCAUCCGGGAUACCAUAUCGGUCCUCGUGCGCGUGCCGUUCUUCCUGAUGCCCAUGCUCAUCCACCUGCCGAUGUACUAUGUCGCCAAGCUGGGCGAAAACAUUGUCAGGGAGGAACUGGAAACUCAAGCUCAGAUGAAGAUCGUCUUUGGGAUGCUCUUCUCCCUGCUGGUCUACCCAGUCGUCUUCCUUGUCAUGUGGCUCAUGCUCGGCUUUACCUCUGUCGGUGCCAUCGUUGCUGCAGGAGGCGUUUACCUGUUCAACAUGUCUCACAAGACGCUCGUUGACGAGAACUAUGACAGAAUGACACGUCUUGUCGCGGCCUGGAGGGUUAUUGUCGGUAUCUGGACACCCAAAGCUAGGGAGAGACCGAUGGACUACCUGAAGACAUUCAUACCCGAGUCGGCUACCCCGGUCGGAGCCACACCCCCAGACGCUGUCAAGGCUUGGCAGAAGGGCGGCCCACCCGUCUCUGUGGCUAUCAAGGCGAACAAGCGCAAGGAGAAGCAGGCCAAGAAGCGCCUGCCCACACGUCGGCUCAUCAAGCACGUCCUUCGGAGCCGGGUCAAGGCAGCUCAGGCUCUCGAAGCCUUCUUGUCAGAGCUGGAGAGAUCUGAGAUCAGGAUCAACGCCAAGCCCUGGUUGGCACGGGCUGCUGCGUUCGGCGGCGAGGUCGACGAGGAUGUCGAUGCUAUCAACGAGACGGCGGAUACGGGCGACAUUGUCGAUCGGGUCCCAAUGGGUAGUCGGGCCGGAGCCGAGGUCGUCGAGUAUCUGCGAAAGAACGGGGCUGUCAUUUACCACGGACACGGUGAACUGAACGCCUGGGCUGCCGCUCAGAGCGAGUUUGAGGGGGUCAAGAGCGAUGACGAGUGAGAUUUUCGUUGAGAAGGCUGUCCGGUUUUAGAUUUUGUAGCUCCAGGCUUUCAGAGAGUAGUCAUUUUCGUUUUAUCCCUCUCCAGGUUUUACCGGAUUGUCGGUCAUAUCAGCGGGUAAUUUGACGCAGCUCGCUCCCUCGCCGUCACAAGUUGUCGCUCACUAGUGGAUCACUAACGAGGUGAUGCGUUGUCAUGCGGAUCUUAUUAUACAGGAUGUCACGGAUUCCAAAGUUAAUGGUAUGACUCGC